GUAAAGUCCUAUGUUAUGUUUGACCAAUAUACUUGCUUCCAGGCGCAUUAUGUGGGGAGAUUGGAGAAUGGGAAAGUUUUCGAUAGCAGCUACAAUCGUGGCAAGCCACUAUGCUUUCGCGUCGGUGUUGGAGAGGUCAUUAAAGGUUGGGAUGAAGGCAUUAUAGGAGGUGAUGGAGUUCCUCCCAUGCUUGCAGGAGGGAAACGUACACGGAAGAUUCCUCCAGAACUUGGAUAUGGCUCAAGAGAGGCUGGUGGUAGAGGAGGUUCAUGUAUCAUUCCUCCUGAUUCGGUAUUAUUGUUUGACGUGGAGUUCGUUAGCAAAGCAUGAUUUACAAAGCCGUGAGCUGGCAAAUUGCGCCCUUCUUUUUGUUCGAAGUUUGGAGCUUAGAUUUCAUAUAGGAGAAAUUUUACAAUUAAUAUUAUUGUUAAACUAAAAAUUACUUGAUAAAUGCUUGACUAAGUAAUAAACGUGCUAUGUUAUUGACUAUACAG
Messenger RNA from Glycine soja, 494 nucleotides. Its product is annotated as peptidyl-prolyl cis-trans isomerase FKBP13, chloroplastic-like. Gene Ontology annotation, molecular function: peptidyl-prolyl cis-trans isomerase activity. Bases 16 to 330 code for a protein of 104 amino acids. Gene Ontology annotation, cellular component: chloroplast. NCBI's taxonomy places the organism in Eukaryota, Viridiplantae, Streptophyta, Magnoliopsida, Fabales, Fabaceae. The transcript is spliced from 4 exons. The record is from RefSeq and is a predicted model, not a curated record.